AUGGAAACUGGAACUUACUCUUCAGAGUUGGAUGUUGAUAAGAAACGACUCCCGCGUUUGGUUGAUAAACAUUCAAAGAAUUUCUUCAAGGAAAAGAUCAAGAUUCUCUGUCAGCAUUAUACGCACUUCAGAAGAACUCGUGGAGAUGGCAGCUGUUUCUACAGGGCAUUCUUAUUCUCCUACUUGGAAAACCUUGGAUCAAUGCAAGGUAGUCAAGCUGAAGUUACUCGUCUAAUGGAACAUGUGGCUAUGUCCAGAGAGAAUUUCUGUCGUCUGAAAUGGGAUAAAGCGUACUUCUUAAAUCCUGAAGAAUACUUUUCAAGUGUUGUUUCUGAGUUCAGUUAUUUGGUCAACUCAGUUGCGAAUGGUCUGAGUUCUGUUGAGCUGUACAAUAGAAGUAUACAGGAGAUUGUGCCACUCAGGAUUAUUUCUUUGCUAAGAUUGCUGGCAGAGACUGAGAUCCGAUCACAAGAAGACGAUUACAAAUCACUUCUCCCGAAAAAAACGGAUGCCAUUACGUAUUGCUGCAAGGAGCUGCGUCCUCUGGAUGUUGAAGCCAAGGAGCUGCCAAUGAGGGCUCUAACAUAUGCGCUUGGCAUUCCGUUGCGUGUCGAAACUGUGGGCGAAGGUUUGGAUCGUGGAAUUGAAGUGAAGCGCCUUGAUUUAUUACCCCGAUCAGAAUCGGGGAAGGGUCCUCUUCAUUUGGUUGAAAGCUACUGGUCAUCCGUCACAACCCCUGAACCACAGGAGAUCGGAAGUGGCAACUUGUUAUCAUCUGAUGGCACACCUUUGCUGACAUUGUUGUGUAGGCCUAGGCACUGUGACAUUCUUUAUCGCAAUUGAACAAAACUAAGUGUAGAGGAAAUAUCACUUCCUGUAGCCUACCUGGCAAGAAAAAUCCUGGAUGAUGGUGUAGAAAUCUACUGAUACUAUGGGCUUUCUUUUAUUGGCAUCUGCUCUCAAAGUAGUUGUGAUUAAUCUUUGAGCAGAAGCCAAAAGCUGCUUCAUUGGCCUGUUACAUGUUUAGGGCUGUAGCUUUAACUAGGCACAAAAAACGAGGAAAUAUACUUUCUUGCACUGGGAAUACAUGGUGUGUUUUU
Molecule: messenger RNA, 1100 nt
Organism: Hordeum vulgare subsp. vulgare (domesticated barley)
Lineage: Eukaryota; Viridiplantae; Streptophyta; Magnoliopsida; Poales; Poaceae
Product: ubiquitin thioesterase OTUB2-like
Exons: 8
Coding region: 1-843 (280 amino acids)
Biological process (GO): protein K48-linked deubiquitination
Cellular component (GO): nucleus
Molecular function (GO): ubiquitin binding; cysteine-type deubiquitinase activity
Source: RefSeq, a predicted model, not a curated record